UCCCAUUUCAUUCAUCCCGGGAUUCGAUUCGGGACGGGACGCAUCGCCAGCAGUCAACUUUGCAGCCAGGACCAGGAGACGGACUUGCCUCAAAAAGCAUCCAGUCUCGAUUCAAUUAGCCGUGCUCCAGUUCUGUCUUGGUCGUGCAUUUUUUUGAUUUACUAGCAGAAUUAAUCUUGCUGAAUUGUGUGUCCUUUUAGUUUCAAUAGUGCGCGUCUGUAGGUGGUGUCCCGGUCUUUAAUAUGUUUCCACAACAGUGCGAGCGCUAGUAGCAGCAACAGCAAACAUCCACCACAACCGGAAGUGGAUGGUUUUAAUUUUAAAAAUAUUGAUCUUGCAUUUUAAGUGGGCAGUGUUGGCGCCGUCGAGGUUCAUGCUUAUUACGAAUCCAGAUAAACCUUGUAAUCAAUUCUGGACCGGCAUUAUGAUAAGUUUACGCUCUGUUGUGGUGGUUGCUGUUUUGCUAUUGUUCCUGGUACGGUUGAUUGCUGCUUCCGCCGGGGAUCAAAGCCAGUUCUUUCAAAAUUGCUUGAGGAACUGUGUGCUGGAAAACUGCACCAAGUCCGGACUGGCAUUCAAACGGCCCGGCAGCCAAAACUCGAUCAAUAAACUUCUGCUGUGGACAUGCUACGACGAGUGCGGCUACGACUGCAUGUGGAAAACGACGAGUGCGUUCCUAAAAAGAAAUUGGACCACACCGCAGUUCUACGGGAAAUGGCCCUUUGUGCGGCUGCUCGGCCUACAGGAACCGGCAUCGGUCUUUUUCUCGAUGACCAACUUUGGAACGCAUUAUUCAAUGUUGAAGAAAUUUCGACGGGAAGUCCGGCCCGACAGUCCGAUGUAUACGCUGUGGCAUGCAUUUUCGUAUAUUUGCCUAAACGCGUGGAUCUGGUCAACGGUGUUCCAUUCGCGGGAUUUUCCCAUCACGGAACUGUUUGACUAUGCUUUCGCGUAUUCGAUGGUGCUGGCAUCGUUCUACUGUAUGGUUAUGCGAAUGAUACAUCGGAGGUCUAAAUACCUGAAGGCAUUGUUCAGCUUAUUAUGUAUCGUGUUCUUCAUCAACCACUUCUCUUAUUUAAGCGUUGGACGGUUCGAUUAUGCGUAUAACAUGAAGGCGAAUAUUGUGACAGGAAUGACGGGCGCCGUCGGUUGGAUUUUCUGGUGCCUGUUACAGCGCCGAAAGCGCCGCUACGUAUGGAAGUGCUUCCUCUUUAUCGUACUAGCCACAUCCUCGCUGUUGCUCGAGGUUCACGACUUCCCACCGAUAUUCUGGAUACUGGACGCCCACUCCAUCUGGCAUCUAGUCACGGCACCACUCACCGUACUGUUUUACAGCUUCAUCAUCGAUGACUGCAGAAGCCUGCGUCAGGAGUUGUACGGCAUUGCGGAUGAUGACACGCGGAAAUUGCUGUAAGACUGAAUUUCCGGAAAAUGAAACAAUGCAUCCUAUUAGGAAGAUAAGUAUAACCGAUACAUACAUGAAUGACACGAAGUUCUUUUUGGAGUUACUCGUCUGCCACCGAACACGAUCGGGAUUUCGAUUGAGAACGGGACAAUAAUUAUGAGAAUUCCAGUCCGCGGCGUUGGAGGAGGACGGCGUUUUCCAGGCGUUUAGAAAAUAUUAUUCCUGAGGGUGUUUUGUGCAUCGUACCUAGUUAUAAUUUAGCGGAUAUUUUGGUGGAACAUAACUCCACUGUUCACAAGCCAAUCCAUUCUGGUCAUACCCUUCCGGUGUAUUUUGGAAAGGGUAAUAAGUUAUAUUAUAAACACUAUUUAUAACUAUUUAAAGUCAUUAUUGAUGUUAAACAUAGAUAGGCGUGUAUUAUAGGGAGGGUAGAAUAGACAGUGACUUUUGAUGUUGUACGAUGUAUAGUAGAUUUAGGAAUUUGCGACGUAAGUUUUACCAUUCCUCUUGAACAAUGAAUUAAUUGUAUUCAAA
This is a messenger RNA of Aedes albopictus (Asian tiger mosquito), 1939 nucleotides long. RefSeq names its product post-GPI attachment to proteins factor 3 (gene PGAP3). The transcript is spliced from 4 exons. Gene Ontology annotation, cellular component: endoplasmic reticulum membrane. Gene Ontology annotation, biological process: GPI anchor biosynthetic process. The record is from RefSeq and is a predicted model, not a curated record. The coding region runs from base 308 to 1414 and encodes 368 amino acids. Lineage: Eukaryota; Metazoa; Arthropoda; Insecta; Diptera; Culicidae. Gene Ontology annotation, molecular function: hydrolase activity, acting on ester bonds.